Ostertagia ostertagi is the source of this 1104-nucleotide messenger RNA. NCBI's taxonomy places the organism in Eukaryota, Metazoa, Nematoda, Chromadorea, Rhabditida, Trichostrongylidae. The record is from the annotation of a GenBank genome assembly.
AUGAAUGAAGGAAAUGAAAGUCUUUCGUCAAAGAAUUCGGAAUCGAACAACGAAAAUCCCGAUGAUCAGGCAGAAGUAAGUGCUAAGAAGAGGAAAAUGAGUGAGCCCAGCGGCAUUGAUAUACCAUCGUCGUCUGGAGAACAGUCCAACUCUCAGUUACCAUCAUGGGUUGCAGGAGGCUCGCCCGCUCGCUUUGUUGCUCCUGAUGAGCUCUUGAAAAUGUCAGUUGCUAUGGAUAACCUCGCGCUGGUUCACGAAAUCGCGAUUGAUCCCAACUUUUCUGUGUCGGACGUGCCAUCGAAUCCGAUACAAGCCGCCAUAAAAGAGAAUAUGCAUCGUGCUUACUGGGAUCUUCUUACCGAAGAUCUAGCCAAGGAUCCUCCCGACUACACGCAUGCGUUUAAUCUUCUGAUGGAAAUUAAGCAAAUUCGUUGCGCAGUAAGAUGGAGCAGAACUGCAUGGAUGUUCCACGGAAUCGGGCGCUUCAUCAUUGACUUGCUUGGAAGGUUGUGCGCUCCAGAACGGGAUACCAUUGUGGAAAAGUUGCGCCACGAGGAAGGGAUUGUUGAGAUGAUAAAGGGUAUAUUCACUUUGAUGGAUAUCAUGAAGGACGAUUUGACAAAUUAUGUGCUUUCGACCAAUCGUGCCGCUGUGGAGGAGUACAGCUCAAAAUUCGAGUACAAAGAGUUUCUGAAGUAUUUGGAGAAAUUUCCUGAUGGUUCGAUCAUGACUAAAGAGUGGAUUAAGCUUGCCUAUCUCGAAAUUCGUCCUUCUACUUCUGAUGAUUCGCAACCUGAUCAAAAAAGGGAAAGACAGCACUCUGAGGAACCUGAUGACGAUGAGAUCGUUAAGACAACCAGUCGAGGCUAUCUCAAAUUAGUUGAGUCUCUAAAUCCAGUACCAUAUCCUGAAACCCUGCGUAUAGACAGGCUACGGUACACGGCCCUUGGCCUUGGGAUUCUUUGGGGAGCGUUCCGUCUGCGCCAAAUUCGUGAGUACCACGCUGACAUUCGUGAGUGGGAGCACGAAAAGGCUGUGGCGAAGGCGUAUGAGGAUGCACAGAGGAAGAAGUGGCUCUCUAGAGAGGAGAUGCGUUACUUCUGA